Molecule: messenger RNA, 7387 nt
Organism: Cheilinus undulatus (humphead wrasse)
Lineage: Eukaryota; Metazoa; Chordata; Actinopteri; Labriformes; Labridae
Gene: tmem86a
Product: transmembrane protein 86A
Exons: 3
Coding region: 100-813 (237 amino acids)
Cellular component (GO): membrane
Source: RefSeq, a predicted model, not a curated record
AUCGGCAUCCCCUGAACACUACAGCAAAACAGGAGGACUUUAAGCAAAAUUUAAACUAAUAACAGCUUUUUUACUGACCCGGACACCACGGAGGGAGAGAUGGUUUCUCCGGUCACAGUGGUCAAAAGUGAAGGCCCAAAGUUGGUGCCGUUCUUCAAAGCGACCUGCGUGUACUUUGUCCUGUGGCUGCCUACCUCGAGCCCCUCCUGGUUCAGCGCCCUCAUCAAAUGUUUGCCCAUCUUCUGCCUGUGGGUUUUUUUACUAGCUCAUGGCUUCAGCUUCCUAGGGGCUCACUCCAGUGCCCGCAAGAUCUUGGCUGGUCUCAUCUUUUCUGCUCUGGGUGAUGCCUUUCUUAUCUGGCAGGAGCAGGGCUACUUUGUCCACGGCCUCCUGAUGUUCGCCAUCACCCAUAUCCUCUACUCAUCUGCCUUCGGGAUGAAACCUCUGAAUAUGUCUGUUGGUCUGGUGAUCUCUGUCGUGUCCUCGCUGAGCUACAUGCUGCUCUAUCCCUACCUGUCCGGCCCCUUCACCUACCUGGUGGCCGUCUACAUCGCUCUGAUCGGUUUCAUGGGCUGGAGGGCCAUGGCAGGGCUGCAGCUCGCCAACGACUUGUGGACCUGGACCAAGCUGUCAGCCUGCCUGGGCUCAGUUCUCUUUAUGGUGUCAGACCUUACCAUUGCCGUCAACAAGUUCUGCUUCCCUGUGCCCCACUCUCGCGCCAUCAUCAUGGCCACCUACUAUGCUGCUCAGAUGCUGAUCGCGCUGUCGGCGGUGGAGUGCCAGGACGUGGAGGUGGCCAGGAAGAGAACAUGAGGUACCAGGGGUUCUGUAGCAACCGGCCACGGAGCUGGGAAGGUGGCAGCCGCGUUGCCUCUGGUCCUGAGUGACCAUGGACACACUUCACUGCCAGAUCCCCGACUCUCGACCCUCAUCUCAGUGUGGCGCUUGCACACUGUAACCAUAACUGGUCCACUAUCACCCUAAUGCCCUCCCUGCACAACAGUCUCACACCUGUCUUCUUACCACAAAGAUAUGCUAGUAUUAUCAUCGAUCCUUCAUUCAUCCUCUGAUCUCUCAACCUAGUUACAUGGAGACAUGAGUAGUAAUAUUAACCUUCUAUAUAUAGAGAGUAUUAUUUACUUUAAUAUUUUAAUUUAAGGGGAGCAUGUCACUUGGGAUGUGUUAAGUGUGUAUGGGAGAGUGAUUGUGAGUGUACAUAGAUGUGUCUGAUUGAAAAACACCCUUACCUCGCCUUCCACAGUCCAAUCACACAUCUACUGAAAAUGCUCCAAUCUGCAAUUCAACUUUGCUUUUUUUGUUGCCUGAGACCUUGUUAAAAAGGGAGGGUUUUAUAUUUUUAGUGCCCAUGUUUGACUUUUUCUACUGCUAUGUCUUUAUCUGGAUUCAAGGAUGAAAAUCCACACCUGUUUUUAUUGUUUUUAGUCCCUUGUAUUUCAGUCACAACAACCACACUGCCUUUAUUCACUCCACUGUCUGACAUCCUGUACUACAAGACUAUCUGGAUGAAUGAAUUAGGUUGCCCUCGAAUAAGAGACUAGAAGAGUUACACAGUGGGACGGCAAAGCAUGUAGGGAAAGGUGCGUGACAACCACGAGUAAUGUGUAUUGUAUUUUUUAACACUUGUGAGAGUUUUUUGUGUCUCUCUGCUGUCACAAAGAGAGCACAGUAAACACUGGAGUCACAGCAGAUCACUGUACAUGUUAUAUCCUGCUGUACAGUGCACAUUUAGGUGUUUAAAGUGUUUGUCCUGCCACGUUUCCCUCUCACACCUGACACCCCCUGCUGCUUCACUUAUUAGGAAAAGUCCACAGGGGUUCUUAUUGCCUGACUGCAUCAGCCGACUCGCGCCGUCGUCGGCCUGGGACCACGUUAUGAAGACUGAAAAGAAAGAAAGGGCUAUGUAACUGGCUGGAGUCUCUCUGUGUAUCAACUCCGUCUAAGUGUGUGUUUGUGUGUGUAACUGGGCCGUUAGAAGACAUUCACUCAUCCGAAACCAUACCCACACAAACAUGCGCAGGGAAAACACGCACAUUGCCUCAGAGGCAGCAUGACUGAAAAAUAAGAAAAGGGAGAGAGAUGAGGGAACUGGCUUGUCAUGUGAGGGAACAGUUAUCCCAUUAUUUCCAAUAAUUCUGUCACAGGACACUUCAUCAGCUUUAAUCCUAUAAAAUCCACCGCAGUUAAUCCGUGACAGGUUGGCUGAUAUUUUGUCUUUCAUCUAUCACAUUUUUCUCUCCUCAUCUUUCAUUAGUUUCAACUCAGACUGAGUGUCUUACUGAGUGAACUCUUUCUUAUUGUGUCUGCAUGUUUUUGUGUUUUGUGAGUGAGAGUUUACUGAAAUGCUGUUUGUUUGUGUACCUGUGACAAAUCGGAACCAACUCAAGGCCAGAAAUGCUGUGAACUAUCUUAGUACGAGUAGUUGUAACUCUACUGGGUAUAAUGUAUUCUCACAAGCUCUUAAAACAACUGUAUUCUCCUUCACAUCUUAAAUUUCUUACUUCUUUUUGUCUUUUACAGCAUGUCCUGAAUUUUGUUUUCAGAUACAGAUGACAUUUUAAAGCUCCUGUGAGGAAUUUCUGUGUAAUUUGGCUCCCCUAAAGUUUUGCUUUUAGCAUCCAAUCAUCUGGCUUUCUUUUCACAGUCAGAUGUAUCACUCAUUGAGUGUGUUUGCUGUGGAAAAUUAAGAAAAAGGCAGGGUGCUGUUGAUCACAUUGUCUGACACCUAUAGUGGUUUCCUCAUAAUGGGCACUGGGGAUCUUUCCCUCCAUGGAGGAAAGAAAGCCUACUUAAACUUAGUGAACUUAAUAACAUAAUGUUUACAGAAUGCCUGGUAGUCUGCCAGCCAGAAGUUGAUGAAGCACAAGCUCUUAUACUCAAGUAAAAGUACAGUUACUUUGGUUAAAAUUUACUUUAGUAGAAGUAAAAGUACUGUUCUAUAAAUCUACUUAAGUAAAAGGUAGAUCAUUCAAACUUUACUCAAAGUACUGAGUAGCUAAUGUUGAUGUUGUAGGCAAAAAGCUCGGACUUUGUUUAGUCCGGACUUUCUCGGCUUUAACUGCUUAUUUUUUACUCAAUACUUGAUGCUUUUUAAAAUGUAGUACAGUGCAAUAGUUUUCCCCAAACAUACUCAAGUAAAAGUAAAAAUUAUGGUUCUAAAAACUACUAAAAAAGUACUAGCACACAAAAAAAGCUACACAAUCACAGUAAUUCAAGUAAACAUAAUUACUUACUUUCAAACCCUGUUGUCAGCACUGAUAAAAAAAAUGGGUCCAAAAUUGGACUGAUUUAUUUCAGUGGGAAUAUUUAUACUUCCUUGUCAAGGCCACUCAUCAAAGGGGAAAAGAGUAAAGCUUUCUGGUUCCCUGUAGGUCAUGGAUGGGCCAUCCUAAAUUUAAGCAAUUUAAGCAAUUUUACACCAAAUACCCAUUAUUUCUUAUCAAAACAAAAUUACACAUUUUAUAUAGUGUCAACUGUUGCAAAAACUAAACCCUCUCUCUAAAAAGGUAUGAGGUAUUAAUCUGGGCCGACCUGUUCAUGGCUACAGGGUGCUGGCCAAAUGGAAGUGUAUGCAAGCCCAGUUGGGUGAUCUGAAGUUUCUCACUUAUUGUUUGUCUGAAGUUUCCCAGCUGCACCUCAGACACUUCCAUUAGCAGUCUGUUGAUAACCUUUUAAGAACACAAAGAUGUGUAGCCCUUUAGGUGACUGAGUGACCUUUGACACUGCUGUGGCCUAACAGACUGUAAAGAUACUUAGCAAUUGUCAUCAUUACUGGCAAUAAUUAUCCUCUCUUAACCUAACAGAGUGUUUAUUAAGUUAAAAAUUAUCAUGUUGCUGUUUCUGUUAGCUUGUCAUGGUAAUUGCCAUGUGCUACGUGGCAAUUACCAUGUGCUACGUCAGCAAGUCUGCUAGCACUAACGUGCUAGCAGGCUUGCUGACAGAACUAGCUGGACCUCUGAAGCCAUUUUUUUUGCCACUUUCAAUCUAUUUUCGCUACGUUUCAACCCUAUCUCACAACUUUAGUGUACCUACUUUGCUACUAUUUUGCCACUCGUUGCUGAUUUUUUGCCUGUUUUUGCCCCUUUUCGACACCUUUUGACUCGUUUUUACAACUUUUUACUGCUUUUCACCAUUUUUCCCCUAUUUUUGCUUUUUUAAUCCAUUGUUGCCACCUUUAUCCCAUUUUUGCUUCUUUGAACCCAUUUUUGCUACUCUGUAACCACUCUUUACUACUCUAUUUCUGCCAAGUUCCACAAGUUUUCAGCCAUUUUUGCAAAGUUUCACAUUUUUUGUCUCAUUUUGUAAUUAUUUAAUUGUUGUCCACUUAGCUACUUCAGUUCCCUUUAUUUUCUGGCAUCCAAACAUUUGUUCACAUCAUGUGUUAUCUAUGAAGUCUGACAUCACUUUCCAAAAAAUUGUUUAGUCAGUGUGCCCAUUCAAAUUAUAAACAUUACCAGGUAGAGGUAGAUCUGUUUUAAGAAAGGGGUUUACAUUUUUUUAAAAGGCUAUAUUUUACUACAGCAUAAAUUAACUUAUUAGCGGGCCAUGAUUUUCCUCGCCUCCAUUGGCCGUCUAGUUUGGCUGGGCCCCAGAAAGCUCCCCCACUUUUUCCCUCUUAUGGGCAGCAUUGUGUGCUAGCGUUGAGCUAGCCACUGUGUAAAACAGACACUUCCCUCCUUCAUCCUCAUGGUCUUUAUUGCUUUCAGUCUCUUUCAAAACCAGUGAAAACUCCUCACAUGAGCUUUAAGGUAGUAUUUCAUUUAGUAAAGCAUAUUCAGAUUGUGUUUUAUCCAAUCAAUGGGUUUAAUUUGACCUUUAUAGUGAGCAUAAAUGUUUGUAGAAAUGCCCGAUGUUACUAUACGCACAAAUAAUACAAGUGUACAGUAUGUCACUGGCUUUAUGAUUAAUACCACUAACAGUUUGUAUUUGGGAGAGGAACUCAGUUUUAUUACAAAUGUACUCCAGCAUUUGAAAGUAUUAAUGUUUAAUCUUCUCGUCCGCAUGCACCUUAACCUUAAAUAUUGUGCUGUAUAUAAAACAACCAGGCAUGGAAAAGAAGCAGACCCAUGUUAUGGGUUCAUUUUUCUGGGUCAAUGACCUCCUAAAGCUGUCAGUAAUGCACCCACAUGCACACAAAAACACACAUAAAAAUGUGUUUAUGCACCACAUCAGCCACCAGGAACGAUCUGCAGGCAGACCAUGGUGUUGACCUUCAUAAAGCCUUCUUUCUUGAACAUCAGCAGAAGCAUGAAAUCGUAUUUUUGACCAGAAAAGACACUCGGCUCAGGCUUCUAUUCUUGGUAGUUCCUCAUCCUCCUUUCCACCAGUCAGCGCUACAUUUCUGCUUUGUCAGUCCGAGGUGUUACAUCAGUGCGUCUGUGUGAACGUCCAUCUUUUGUUCUUUUUUUUUUUUCAACAAGUCCAACAAUCAUCCCUGCAAAGCCUUCUCCUUCUGCAGGCAUGCAUUAGUGUGCUUAUGCCAUCUUAAAGCAGAGUUUAGUGGAGACAUGCUGGUUUACAUGACUGACUCUUGUAUGCACUCUAAAGUAAAACUAUGAGGAAGGGAUGAAAGUCAAGCCGACUUACUCAUCCUCACUAUGUGGGCAAUCUACAGUAUGUAGGCACUACUUUUUUUGUCUGCUGCCACAUAAAACCUCCUGACUUUUGUUCCUACUGCUCUGGUGGCUACAGGCCAAAGACAGGCUUUACUUCAAGUAUUUCUGAGAAUAGUUCUACUGGCCAACCCACAUUUUGGAAAAUCUCCAUGAGCCUGUAGCCUGUGAAGUAAGAAAUAACCUCAAAUGCCAUGUUGAACAAGGAAUUUGUUUGUCAUUAUGGAGCAAUGUUGUCAAAAAUGAUACAAUCUCUCUUAUUUUAAUGAUCUAUUGUAUUGAAAGGUACUAAAGCUUUAAAAAACAUUAGACAGGCGCAUAGGAAAUGAAGGUAUUCAUAAAAAAGGUGCAGGCAAACUGCCUAAAUUACACAGAAAACUGUCACUAUGUUCUUGUGCAAUUUAGCUAAAAGUUGCCGACAAUUAUUGGGUGCCUAGGAACUCUAAAGUCUGAAUCCUGGUAUUGUGACAACCUUAUGCUUAACCAUUCCAAUAAUAAUCCUGCUAUCCCCUCUUUCCUGUCUUUUGUCACAAAUGACCAAAUCUGAAGCAUAAUAGAACUCAUAUCAUAAAGAACAAGUUGUUAGUGUUAGAGUCCGUCUCAUAUAUCAAACCACCUUUUGUUUUGCAUGACACCCUAGCCCCCCCCCCCCCCCAGCUUUCCACAGAGGAAGGAGGUUAUUGUUGAGCGAUACUGUAGCUGGAAUGAGUUGAGGAGGUGAAAUAUGACACACAAGGGAAGAGUCCCUUUCCAUCCAGCCUGCGAGCUGUCAUCCUGCCCCCCCCACCCCCCCUCACAGAUGGCGGGCCAGCAGGCGCAUCACUUUACCUCGGCCUGUCAACAACCCUGUUGUUCUGAGCUUUGUGCGUGCAGACAAAAGGGGACCUGAGAGAGCCGAGGGAGGCCAGGUUAGUCUGGCCUGAGCUGUGAGUAAUGAGCUGGUGGCUGUUACAGUAGAGAGAAGGAGUCUGCACUUUUCUUUCAUUUCGAGUUUUCUUUCUUUUUGCUGUUACUUCAUUUUGCUGUUCAUGUGCUGUGCGGCAUUCAAAACAAAAAAAGCUAUUUGUACUCAUGCAUGAAAAGUAGUACUUCACUACACACCCUGGGGUUUUAUGGCUGCAAUUGACAGUCCUCCAGCAUCAGUAUGAGCCUGUGAGAAGUAUGUAGAAAUAAUGCAAUUUCUUCUUUGUUAUAUUCAUCAAAACUGCACUUUUCCACACCUAGAGUAAGGCCAGUCAAUCUCUCUUUGAAGCUAGUAGCUGAAGUAUUUAAGAAAAAGGAUUAUUGUGUUCUCUUUUCUAUUAAAUAUAUGCUCUUUCUUUCUUGAAUAGUGAAACCAGAAGCUAAUGUUUUGAUGUUGAGGGCUGAAGGAGAAGAAAGUGCUGCAUUAAUGCAUGAGAGAAGCUCAAAAAGGCAUUCAUUGCCCUUGAAGUGUUUCAACCUUUAUGUAUACAUUCUUUAAGUGUUAUCCUUUAAUUUGUAAAAAGAAAAUAAAGAUGCCCUGGAUUUAUUUUGCCUGUCAGCGUGGAAAAAGCUGGGUUUGUUUUCCACUUAUUCCUUUAUUUUACAUUGAAGGCCCACACAAUGCGUCAUUUUCUGAGCAUUUUUUUUUAUCCUAAGAUAUACUUUACCUUUAUGUCCUUGAUUUCACUUAGUGAUUGAUUUCUUUCAUGACUGUAGAGAUGACAUAGUUUUAUUUGCUGUAGUGAAACUGCUAUGAAUGUGAAUAUCUAUUGGACAAAUAAAUGCAAUUGCAA